GAAAUCUGCCUGUCUUGGCAUUAUAGGGGCCUUGUUGUAUUUUGUCAGGCAACCCGACUUCAAUACAGAGUCACUUAGUCUUCAUAAAAGGGGUCAAUAAAGUGUGUGUGUAUGUUGAGAGGGGGCCGCAGCUGACCCCCGUAUGCUAAGUGACCUCAUUCUCGUGUGUGUGUGUGUGUGUGUGUGUGUGUCAGUCUGCAGGUGCAGGAUGUACAGCUUCAUGGGCGGAGGGCUGUUCUGUGCAGGCGUGGGGAACAUCCUCCUGAUUGUUUCCACGGCAACCGAUUAUUGGAUUCAGUACCGGCACUCCAACAACUACAUGCAUCAGGGCCUGUGGCGGUACUGCAUGCCGGGGAAAUGCUUCACGCACAAUGAAAGUAUUGCCCACAUGGAUGCCACCCGAGCACUCAUGAUCCUCUCCCUCUUGGCAUGUUUCAUGGGCAUCAUCAUCGGCAUCAUGGCCUUCAUCCACUACUCGUCCUUCGACAGGUUUGACAAAACCUUUGCUGCAGGCGUAUUGUUCUUCAUCUCAUGCUUUUUCGUGUUGCUAGCAAUGGCAGUAUACACUGGUGUGACGAUUAAUUACUAUGGUAAACGCUAUGGCAACUGGAGGUUCUCCUGGUCCUACAUCAUCGGCUGGGUGUCAGUGGUGCUAACCUUCUUUUCAGGUAUAUUCUAUAUGUGUGCCUAUCGGAUGCACGAAUGCCCCAGAAACUCAAACUCUCACUAGAAGACUUCAGAAAUGAUCAUCAAUAUCUUAUGAUUUUGAGAGCCACUGACUUGUGGCUGUUCCCCGUAUUUGAGAGUCAAGAUGGAUCAACCCACUAUUUACUUUUGGAACAUGGAUUAUAGAAUUUAAAUUAUAUGAAUAAAGGACGUUGGGCGUAAACGUGUCACCUUUUCAAUGAUUAAAUGCUUGUUCUUUUA
This is a messenger RNA of Oncorhynchus mykiss (rainbow trout), 927 nucleotides long. NCBI's taxonomy places the organism in Eukaryota, Metazoa, Chordata, Actinopteri, Salmoniformes, Salmonidae. The record is from RefSeq and is a predicted model, not a curated record.